GCGACGCACCACACAGUUGGAAAUUGGAAGAUAAGGUAUCAAAUAGAAAUAUGAGUAAGCGGUGAUAAGAUAAUGCGACACUUGGUUGAGUUUGGUAACAUAGUGUGAGAAGAUGAACAGUGUGAAGUUGAGACCAGAGCUUCACAUUCCAAUUUCUUCUUCAAAUCCUUCACUGUGCGUCAAACCCAUCAAAUUUCUGGUAGUAUCGUCGUAUGGCAAAAGCUUAAAGCAUCCACCUUCCAAAUUCGCACUCAGUCUGAGAGAAAACAGAGGAAUCGAAGAGCAUAAACGGAGCGUGGUUGUACUGAGAGAUCAGAAGGGUAUUUCAAAUUCCAGUGUUGUGAUAAUGGGAGCGGUGUGUGUGGGGAUUCUGGCGGUGUUUCUGAGUGAGGAGAAGGCUUUGGCACUGGGCCCUGAAGGCCCACUGGUGGAAGAGUUUUGGGACAACGUCAGGAGAUAUGGGCUCUACGCUCUCACCGUCAGCACAGGUGCUCUUUACACCAUCUUCCGCCCCAUACUCGACCUUCUCAGGAAUCCCGUUUCCGCCAUUUUCAUUAUUGUUCUUUUCGGGGGUUCCAUCUACCUUGUCUCGCAAGUCCUCUCUGCAAUGGUUGGUGUCUCUGAAUUUUCUUACGAUUAUGGAUACUAAGACUUACCAUUGUAUCACCAUCCUUAUAUUAUUAUAACAUCAUGCAAAAUGAACACCUUUUUUUUUUCUUAGAUGUCUGGAUUUUGUUAUUUAGUUUUUUGUUUCAACCGUUUAAUGUUCUAAAAUUCCCAUA
This is a messenger RNA of Vigna radiata var. radiata (mung bean), 782 nucleotides long. RefSeq lists its product as uncharacterized. The transcript has a single exon. NCBI's taxonomy places the organism in Eukaryota, Viridiplantae, Streptophyta, Magnoliopsida, Fabales, Fabaceae. Bases 113 to 649 code for a protein of 178 amino acids. The record is from RefSeq and is a predicted model, not a curated record.